AUGGCAGUAUAUCGACAACAAGUGGAGGAAAGUCAUCAUGACUUGGUCAAUUUAUUGACUCAGCAAAUGACUACAAUUCUGAAUCCCAUGAUGGCUGAUCAUGAAUCAAAAUUCAAGCGUCUUACUAGACAAGUCGAGAGGAUUGCUCGAAUUGUUGAUUAUGAUGAAGGUGAGAGGCAUAAUGCCAGGGGAAAUAACGAAGGAAUGAAAAAUAUUUUUCAAAAUGAAAACCAUAUUCCGAAUCGAGAAAAUCCUCACGUGGUUCCCCAAGGUCAAAAUGCUGAUGACUUUUUAGCUAGAUUGCGUGGUGGUGAACGCUAUCAGGUUACUAGAAUUGUAGAAGAAGUAUUAAAUCGGGUUGGAUUGAAUGUUGGUUUUAUGAACCAACCGCAUUUUGUAUCUGCUUUUCCCCAAGUAGUUCAAAUGGCAGAAGUGCCGAGAGGGGUGAAAAAUCCAAAAAUAACUACAAAAUUUACUGGUGAAGUUGGAGAAUCAACUACUGAACAUGUUGCUCGUUAUUUGGUUGAGAUUGGGAAUUUAGCUAAUGAUGAAAAUUUAAAAAUGAAAUUUUUUCCUUCGUCAUUGACGAAGAAUGCAUUUACUUGGUUCUCGAAUCUUAAACCAAAUUCGAUUACAACAUGGAAUCAGUUAGAAACUGCCUUUCACGCUCAGUUCUAUCGAGGUGAAAUGAACAUAACUGUUACUGAUUUAGUGGCUUUGAAAUGUGAAGAUGGUGAGACUAUUGAUGAUUGUUUAAUACAUUUCAAAAACGCUAGAAGUAGAUGCUAUGUGUCAUUACCUGAGAAUGAGAUAGUGAAAAUAGCAACUAUGGGGUUGGAAUUCUAUAUGCGCAGAAAAUUGCUUAAUGUGCACAUUCCCGAUUUGGCUCAUCUGGCUGAAAAGGUUCGACAGACCGAACUUAUGAAAAAAGAAAAAGAGAAAUAUAGGAAUGAACAAAGAUCGAAGAGUAAACCUUUUACUCGAAAAGAAAAAGUUGCUUAUGUAACAAUGGAGUCUUCCGAAAAAGAAUUCGAUUUCGAAACAGAAAUCGAUUUGGCCAAGCUUAUGAAAGGCCCUCCUUAUGUUUGUUCUUUGUUGAAGAAAUUGCCAAAUAAACAGUUAAUUUUACCUGAGGGUAGAACUUUGCUUUCUGUGAAAGAUUUAAAAGGAAAGCCUUAUUGUAAGUUUCAUCAAGCAACAAGUCAUUCGACUAAUAGCUGUGUCCGUUUCAAGGACUUAAUUCAAGAAGCAUUAAUGGAAGGACGGUUGAAAUUCGAUGAUGGCAAGAAAGAAAUGAAGGUUGAUGUAGAUCUCUUCGAAGUUGAUGCCAGUUAUGUUGAACCUUGCUUUGGAGUGAACAUAGUGGGCAUGUCCUACGAUUUUGAUGUGGCUCUUGAUGAUUUUGAGUCACAGGCUAUAGGUGUUCAGUGGAUUAGGAAUUGUCAGGAAUUCCAGAGACGUGAUCAUUUGUAUCGGCGUAAUCCGCAGUGGGGCAUCGAGCACCUUCUCGAAAUCAAUAUUCUUAUUAUCGAGGUCAUGCUAGAUGUUACCCACGAGGAAGAGGAGGAAAGAGAAGUUUCAAUCAGAAUAAAAAACUUUCGAUUGAGACAGGCAAGGAACUAA
Arachis ipaensis is the source of this 1623-nucleotide messenger RNA. RefSeq lists its product as uncharacterized. The record is from RefSeq and is a predicted model, not a curated record. Lineage: Eukaryota; Viridiplantae; Streptophyta; Magnoliopsida; Fabales; Fabaceae.